CUGCGGUCCCUGCCCUCGGGACUCUGACCCUGCGUGGGGACAGCACAAGUAAACCAACGCAGUGCCGAGCAGCCCCGCAGCUGCUGGGACAGAGCUGGACAGAAUGGACCCCACCAUAGAGCUGGCAGAUGACCCCAGGUUCCCUCGGCCGCUGGUGGAGAUGCUGAUGCGGAACUUCAGCGUGCCGGCCGCGUGCUUCUCCCUGCCACCCACCUCCUGGCAGCUGCUGCAGCAGCUGGAUAUGAUCCAACUCUGCAUCACGGGCCUGGCCACCAUCCUGACGCUGGUGUCAGUCAUCAUCUACGUGGAAGAAGCCCUCUAUAUCUACCGCAAGACCAGCUGCCCCAUCAAGAUGAAGACCCUUUGCUGGAGCAGCUCAGCCCCUACGGUCGUGACUGUGUUCAGCUGCUUCGGGCUGUGGAUCCCACGCUCCAUGAUGGUGGUGGAAAUGGCCACCACGAUGUACUUUGCCACCUGUUUCUAUGUCAUGAUGAUGGUUAUGGUGGAGGGCUUUGGGGGGAAGGAGGCCGUGCUCAGCACCCUGAAGGACGUGCCCAUGGUGGUGAGCACCGGGCCCUGCUGCUGCUGCUGCCCUUGCCUGCCCCGCAUCACCAUGAGCAGGAAAAAGCUUCGGCUGCUUAUACUGGGGACCUUCCAGUACGUCCUCCUGAAAACAGCUUCUAUCUUCCUGGGACUGGUCCUGUACACUGAUGGGAACUACAACCCUGCUGAUAUCUCGGCGGAGAGCGUGGCACUCUGGAUCAACACCGUCGUCGGAGCCUCCACCCUCUUUGGGCUGUGGGCACUGGGUAUCCUCUUCCGACAGGCACGACUGCAUCUGAAGGAGCAGAACAUGCAGGCCAAGUUCACCUGCUUCCAGGUUCUCCUCGUGCUGACAGCACUGCAGCCUGCCAUCUUCAGCAUCCUGGCCAACAACGGUAACAUUGCCUGCUCGCCACCCCUCUCCUCCAAGGCCAGGUCACAGCAGAUGAACAUGCAGCUAUUAAUCCCGCAGACCUUCAUCCUGGUGGUGGUGGCACGGAUGUAUUACCGCAAGCAGGAUGACAAGCCGGGCUACCAGCCUGUCAGCAUCACAGCCACCAGCAGCAGUGCCUAGGUGUGAGCAGAGGAGGGUGCAAGGGCAGAGCUGCCAGUGUGCUGCCAGCCCAGCACAACCCUUGAAGCCUGCUGGGAGCAAAGGCAGCAGAAGGGGAAAGGACAUUUUGGGAUCUGGAAGCAGCCCUCCAGCCUGGGGGGUUCCUGGUUGGCACUCAAUAAAGAUAACUUUGUACACGCGUUGUGGUGCUGGCUGGG
Molecule: messenger RNA, 1314 nt
Organism: Lagopus muta (rock ptarmigan)
Lineage: Eukaryota; Metazoa; Chordata; Aves; Galliformes; Phasianidae
Gene: SLC51A
Product: solute carrier family 51 subunit alpha
Exons: 9
Coding region: 104-1117 (337 amino acids)
Biological process (GO): bile acid and bile salt transport
Cellular component (GO): plasma membrane; endoplasmic reticulum membrane
Molecular function (GO): transporter activity
Source: RefSeq, a predicted model, not a curated record